Messenger RNA from Choloepus didactylus (southern two-toed sloth), 978 nucleotides. Its product is annotated as olfactory receptor 10AC1. The record is from RefSeq and is a predicted model, not a curated record. Gene Ontology annotation, molecular function: G protein-coupled receptor activity; olfactory receptor activity. The coding region runs from base 1 to 978 and encodes 325 amino acids. Gene Ontology annotation, biological process: G protein-coupled receptor signaling pathway. The transcript has a single exon. NCBI's taxonomy places the organism in Eukaryota, Metazoa, Chordata, Mammalia, Pilosa, Megalonychidae. Gene Ontology annotation, cellular component: membrane.
AUGGAUAACGCCAGCAAUGCCAGCAAGCCCUGUGGCUUUCUUCUUCAGGGCUUCUUCGAGUUCCCGCACCUGAGGACAGUGCUCUUCCUGCUGCUGCUCGCCGUGCACCUGGCCACCCUGAGCGGGAACCUGCUCAUUCUGGUGGCCGUGACCUCGGUGCCCAGCCGGCCGCCCAUGCUGCUCUUCCUGUGCCAGCUGUCGGCCAUCGAGCUCUGCUACACGCUGGUGGUGGUACCCCGCUCCCUGGCCGACUUGGCCGCGCCUGGGCACGGUAGGGGCAGCCCCAUCUCCUUCCUGGGCUGCGCGGUGCAGAUGCAGAUGUUCGUGGCGCUGGGCGGGGCCGAGUGCUUCCUUCUGGCCGCCAUGGCCUAUGACCGCUACGUAGCCAUCUGCCACCCGCUGCGCUACGCCGCUGUGGUGACCCCCGGGCUGUGCGCGCGCCUGGCCCUGGCCUGCUGUCUCGGGGGACUGGCAGUGUCCCUGGGACUCACAGUUGCCGUCUUCCACCUGCCUUUCUGCGGCUCCUGCCUGCUGGUGCAUUUCUUCUGCGACAUCACAGCACUGCUGCACUUGGCCUGCACGCGGAGCUACGCCGACGAGUUGCCCUUGCUGGGUGCAUGCCUGGUGCUGCUGCUGCUGCCCUCCGUGCUCAUCCUGGCCUCCUACGGGGCCAUUGCCGCCGCCCUACGCCGCCUGCAUUCACCCGGCGGCCGGCGCAAGGCCGCCUCCACCUGCGCCUCGCACCUGGCAGUCACCUUCCUGCACUAUGGCUGUGCCACCUUCAUGUACGUGCGGCCCAAGGCCAACUACUCCCCGCGGCGAGACCGCGCAGUGGCGCUCGUCUACACCAACAUCACACCGCUACUCUAUCCGCUCAUUUACAGCCUGCGCAACCGGGAGAUCACUGCCGCCAUCCGCAAGGUCCUAGGGCGGCAGCGGCCCGGCCAGGCACCGGGUCGGAGUCUGUGUGAGCCCUGA